CAAAUCAAGAGAGAAAUUUGGAAAGUGCUGUCGGAAAAUAUAAGUAAAAAAUUGGCAAUCACGAUUGCGAGGGUGUUCUUGAAAAACAAAUUUCGCUUUGAAACGUCAUACAAAUCAAGCGAAGAUUGCGAGCGUGAUGGAACAAGGAGCAAGCUUCGUAUAUUGGAUAGAUCAUUUUAUAAACAUAAUCGAAUCGGUGCGAUUUCUCGCAUCAACUAAGAGACUGUACGUUUGCCAUGUAUGUAAAAUUCAGUUCGCCAAAAUAAGAGAAUUGACCGAUCACGAGCAAGUCCACUCCGUCAGACCUUACAGAUGCGAUAAUUGCAGAAAAACCUAUCAAUCCUUGGUAGCGUUUCGGGAACACAUUAAUAAAGAUCACAAACAGGUGCUUCGAUAUACCUGUCGUCAUUGUUCUAAAAACUAUACACGGUACGCCAAUUACUACACACAUUUAAGAGAACAUGAGUCUUUCGAGUGCGACGUUUGUUUUGAGAAAUUUUCUGAGUUUUGUGUUUUAUUUGAACAUUAUGUAACAAAUCAUGCCGAAAAACUGGAUGAAAAAAUGGAAGAAGCCACAAAAAAACGUUUGCUGUCUACAAAAUCAGGAUUGUCAGGAACAUCCCAAGUAAAAAUUGGCAAAAUAAUAACCAAAAAUUAAAUGAUAAUAUACAAUAGUGCGAAACUAUAUAAUAAUCGAUAUAAGUAAAGCGCUGAAGAAUUUCGUAUAAGAUAAAUUUCUCAUUUUGUUAAUUUUAAUUAUUUCUUCCUCUUGACGAACAUAAAUUUAAAUUGCGAUAUAACACAAUUACAAUGUAGUUGUCAUAAAAAAAAAUUGUUCAACGAACAGAAAUGUGAGAAUAACUGUAAUAGAAACAAAAAUGUAUUUCGGAAUAUUAUUAUAUAUUGCCUUCAACAAUAAUUAGAUACUAAAUUCAUUUAAUUUUAUUUUGAUGAUAUUUCUAAAUAAUUUAUUUUUCUCUUUCUUUCGGAACGGUUUUCUGUAUUUAAGGAAUAGACAAAUAACUUUCAAAUAUGUUUCGUAAAAACAAUAUUGUCAUUAAUGCUCGUGAAAAAUCCAUUAUAUAUUACGAAAAUAUUCUUGUAUAUUAUACGAAAGUAUCCUUGAUCCUCCAAUAAACAAUCAAUGUAUUCAUAUCGAUCAAGAAUCGUAUAUUGUUAAGUAGCAUCACUAUCUGAAAGGACAAUGAAAAAACUUUUACAAGACUUCGGAUAUAAGCAUGCAAGUAUGAAAUAGCAUUUGUUGUUUAUUUGUAGAGAUAUCCAGAUGAUAUAAAUGUUAAUUGUUGCGACUCGAUACCCAAAAUUGACAAAUAGUAAGAUGAUUGCACGCAUGCGGUGUUGUUUUAAAUACUGCGAAACGCUUUAAUUUUACAAACCGAAUUGUUAAAUUAACUACAGAAUGUUUAUCUCCUGCAAAAAAAAUUGAAAAAUCUGCAAUUCUCAGUGACAUAUUUUUUUUCUAGAAAAAUUAGGGAGUUCAAAAAACAUUAAAAAGCGGACAAAUAAAUAAAACACAUCAAUUUCAUGACUUGUGUAAUAGGUGACAAUGUUUAAUAUGUUAAUAGAACUCGGUUAGAUGCACUGAUGUACAUAUAUAAAGAUAAUUGCACACAAAUUUAUAAUGGCAUGAAUAAUUAAAAA
Messenger RNA from Formica exsecta, 1662 nucleotides. Its product is annotated as zinc finger protein 814-like. Gene Ontology annotation, cellular component: nucleus. The coding region runs from base 137 to 658 and encodes 173 amino acids. The record is from RefSeq and is a predicted model, not a curated record. NCBI's taxonomy places the organism in Eukaryota, Metazoa, Arthropoda, Insecta, Hymenoptera, Formicidae. The transcript is spliced from 2 exons.